This is a messenger RNA of Oryzias latipes (Japanese medaka), 1465 nucleotides long. It is a transcript of the gene srsf9, whose product is annotated as serine and arginine rich splicing factor 9. NCBI's taxonomy places the organism in Eukaryota, Metazoa, Chordata, Actinopteri, Beloniformes, Adrianichthyidae. Gene Ontology annotation, cellular component: nucleus; cytoplasm. Gene Ontology annotation, molecular function: mRNA binding. The record is from RefSeq and is a predicted model, not a curated record.
UUUCAAAUCAGAAAAUGCAGAAAAAGAGUAGAAGAAGAAAUUAAUUCGCUCGAAUAGGAGCAGCGCCGUCUUCUGUUGUUAGAGUAAAAUCUAUACCAAAAAACGCCAUUAACUAUUUAGAAAGCAGCGUCAUCCCUCAAGCACCAUGACUGAUGGCCGCAUCUAUAUCGGGAAUCUUCCCAUUGACGUCCAGGAGAGAGACAUUGAGGAUCUCUUCUUUAAAUAUGGAAAAAUUCGUGAAAUUGAACUGAAGAAUAACAGAGGAACUAUUCCUUUUGCCUUCAUCCGAUUUGAAGAUCCACGGGAUGCGGAUGAUGCUGUAUAUGGAAGGAAUGGAUAUGUAUAUGGAAACUCCAAACUCCGUGUGGAGUAUCCUCGGUCCACUGGUGGUAAACCCACUCCAAUGGGCCCAGGUGGAGCAGGACCAAGAGGAAGGUUCGGACCCCCAACUCGAAGGUCUGAAUUCCGGGUCAUAGUGACUGGGUUGCCUCCAACUGGGAGCUGGCAGGAUCUGAAAGAUCACAUGCGGGAAGCAGGAGAUGUUUGUUUUGCAGAUGUCCAGCGAGACGGAGAAGGUGUAGUGGAAUUUCUCCGUAGGGAGGACAUGGAGUACGCUUUACGCAGACUGGACCGCACUGAGUUUCGUUCGCAUCAGGGGGAGACCUCUUACAUCCGUGUCUUUGAGGACAGAGGAGCGACCAGCUGGGCUCGGUCACGCUCUCGUUCCAGAUCCAGAGGCCGCUAUUCCCCUCCGUUCUACAACAGAGGCUCCCCCCCUCCUCGCUACCAGUCACCACCGCGCCAUGCCAUGAGGCAUAGCCCACCCCCUAGGAGGCACCCCCCUCAGCAUAGCCCCCUGCCACGCCAUUACAGAUAAAAAGGCUCAUUCUUUCUUUCAUGUAGUUGGAGUAACUGUUUUGUAAUUCAGCAUUUUAUUGCUUUUUUCUUUUUCUUCUCUCUUUUGUGAUGUUAGGCGUUCUCACAGGACAUACGAUCAUUAAAGAACCCAAACAUUCCACGGUCACUGGCGCUUCCCCACAGCUUUAACAAAAAAAAAGUUUGCAUUUAAACUCUUCUGUCAUCUCCGAGAAGCAUUGCUGACUUUGAAUUUGAACUUUAACUGACAACCGUUUUUUUAAAAAAACUUUUUUUUUUUUUUUUUUUAACAAAAUUGGCAAGCAUCAGCAUUGACAGAAACUGUUGCACAGCAGCUGCAAGACUGAAUGUCAUAUCAGGUUUUGACUACACUUUGUGUCACAUUUCAGUAGCUGUGAGGCUUAGUGAUUCUCCGAAUGUCUGAAGCUAAUGAUUAUUGUACAAAUAGUUAGACUUUCGCGUGACAUUGAGUGUUCUUUCCUUCACUUCUUUAAAGUUCAACCUGUAACUAAGGUGGCCAGUGAGUGAAAAAUAUUUGCAUCCUAUGUUUGCUUUUUCUUAUUGAAUAAAAGCCAAACUUUUACAACUA